UGGUACCUGGGCCUUCAAUGGGGACUUGACCAGACAGAAUUUUUCAUGGCAGACACUCAGAGGGCUAGUAUUGUUAAAAAAAUAAUGACAAUAAUAAGGCUGUCUUCCACUAAGGAUUUUCAUAGUCGAAUCUGAUUCGUGAGCUUUCGUCCAUCGUCGACUAACAGUCAAAUGCGUGUUUUUUUAAAGAGCCGAGCUAAUGAACAAUGACAAAUAAACAAAUCUCAUUUGCGACUUUUUCCCCAACUCAAAAGAGGACAAACCACUCAGAUAAACAGGGAGAUGGCUCCCCAAACAAGCAAGCUUCCUGUUUCUGACAGCAGAGAGCACGCCAUGUUAUCUACAGCGCACACACACACAGGAAGAGCCAUCAGCCUAGUGGACUGCUCUCUCAGUUCUGCUGCUUUAUUUCUUGCAGAAAAUAGGAUGCGAGGAGAAAGAAGGAAGAUGCAAGAAACCUGGAUGAAGUGUUAACGCAACUGGAAGCUGAUGAAAGCUGUGAAAGAGGAAAGGGGGCGGGGCUGAAGUCACGUGAGGGGGAGGAAGUAAAGCACCACGACGGAGGGAUGAGAAGAACUUCCACUCUCCUCCUGACUAGCAUCAGACGACGCUCCUGACUCAUGCUCCUGCCGGAUGGACCCAAACCACUCUUAUUCUCGCCUUCAGACAUGCACUUCUACCAUCAGGGGGGGCUCACGUGGGCGACCAUGUUGGGCCAGAGCGUGCGUCUGCAGCCCGUGGCCAUCCAGAACCUGUCGGAAGUGGAGCGAGCCAGACUCCAGCAAGUGGCCUUGUAUCACCUCGACCAGAGGGACCUGGACUUUAAGAUCAGCAUUCCCAGAGAAGUACGCAAACGAAGAAAAUCCCUGCGCAGGAAAUUUGACUCUUUUUCCAAGGAAAAAAAGGAGCGUGAGUCAGCCCCCAAGGCAUUUGGCAUCCCGCUCUCGCAGGUCAUCGCCAACGACCGCGCCUUCAAGCGGCGUCAGGAUGCCCUGAAGGAGAGCAGGCGGGACUGCUUGGAGCUGGAGGCCAGCAUCCUGCACUUCAGGUCCGAGAAGAGGCAGUUUUUUAAUGGCAACAAGCCGCUGGUCGGCUCUUCCUCUCUUUCGGGUGGUCUUGCUUUGCCGCCGGCCAACUCUGUGGCCCCGGCGCCGCCGUCUGAGGUGCAGAACAAGCUGCUUUUGGACAAUAGCGGGCGAGCACAGAGACGGGGCGGCCUGUCCGUGGACUCCAUCUCCGACCUGGUGGACAGUCAGUCUCGCCUACUGGAGGCACUGCAGCUCUCGCAUCCGGCCGAGCUCGAGCUGAAGAAGAGCGGCAGCUCACCCGAGGGUAGGAGCCAAAGCAAGCUGAGCCUCAACCCCAUCUACCGGCAAGUUCCGCGGGUUCUGGAGCGCUGCUGUCGGCACAUCGAAACCCAUGGUCUCCAGAUGGUGGGCAUCUUCCGAGUGGGCAGCUCCAAGAAGAGAGUGCGGCAGCUGAGAGAGGACUUUGACAUGGGCGUGGACGUGCAGCUGGACGAGGAGCAAAGCGUGCAUGACGUGGCAGCCUUACUGAAAGAGUUCUUGAGGGACAUGCCAGACUCGCUGCUCACCAGAGAGCUAUACCCCGCCUUUCUGCACGCUAACCUUCUACGAGGAGCAGAGCAGCUCCAGUACCUGCAGCACCUCCUCUACCUUCUGCCUCCCUGCAACUGCGACACGCUGCUGCGGCUCCUCACCUUGCUGCACACGGUGCAGAGCUUCGCACAGGACAGUGUCGGCACCAGUGACGAGGAGAUCCCCGGCAACAAGAUGACUGCCGCCAACCUGGCCGUCAUCUUUGGGCCUAACUUGCUCCAGAAGGAAAGAGGAGGGGAUGUGAGCCUGCAUGCCAUGGGCAUCGAGGACAGCACGGCCAUCAUUAACGUCACGCUGGUGCUCAUCCAGAACUACAGGAGGCUCUUCACGGUAUCGGCCGAGUUGCAACAGGAAGUCUUGAUGAGUCUUAUCCAGACCGAUCCCGACAUCAUCGACUAUCUUCUCCGGCGUAAACUCAGUGGCAGCCACGUGACAGUGGAGACCAGCGGCGAGUCGGGGGGCCGCCGAGACACUGGGGCCUCUCUAGACUCGGUGGGGGCCUCCAGCGGGAGUCUGUCGCCGCUGGAGCCCCCCUCGCCCCUCUUCCCCCCCGACGGGAGCGGCUGCGAGGGCAGCCUAACCAGCGAGGUCUUCCUCAACGUGCUCAAACUGAACCAGAGCAGGAAGCGACACGACUCCAGAUACGGUGAUAUCCGGCCCCGUAAAUCCAUCAGCCUCAUGCGUCAGUUCCAUUCCCACCACAAUCUGCUGAGCCUGGCCCAGCAUCCCUCCUUCUGCUCCACCGCCUCUACCUCCAGUCUGCAUGACCCAGACACGGGCGGCGAACGCGGGGGUUUCUUGUUGGGUGGCGAAGGCAGCGGCGGCUCCACCGACAGCAGCAUUUGGAUGAGGCAGACGCCUACCGGGGAGGGUAAGGCCUCACCCUCAGCCAGCUUCUGGGACUUCUUCACUGGGAAAGGGUCGAGCUCUGAGACCGUGGUAUGAUUGAUGGAUGGAGGUUUAGAGGUUAUAGAUCAAGUUAUGCUCAAAAUUUACUUUUGUGUUUGACUUUCGACUUCUAAAAAUGCAUUGGCCAUUUAUGCGCAUCAUGUGUACAUAAUGUAUUUUUACACAUUAUAGAGCUGCACAAUUCAUUGUAGCGUCCAUGAUAACACCACUACUUUGUUUUAUUUUUAUGUGGAAUAUGCAAUAAAGUGUCCACUGUAAGCAAGUUAAAGCAGCCCUCAGCUUGUGUUGCGAGUCAAAAUGGAGCCCUAACUACUGAUGGCGUUGUAUGCCACUUUUACCACCAGUGGGCAGCAUGUACCACCUUGGACAAUAAUGGGCGCAACACACCGGAGGCAACAAACUGCGAUUGGUGAAACUCAUCGCCAACAUGUUCCAAACCCUGCACACGGGAGGGGACGAGCGGCUGUGACCAGCGACACCGGUGAGCGAUGCGUUCACGUCCGGAACGAAUUGUACGAGUCUCCCGCGGUUUUGAUUGGCUGUCAGAUGUGGCUUCAGAUGUGGCUUAGUGACGUGUCGGACGAAUCGGCAAUAGGAGCCGGCUCUUUUAAUGAACCACUGCAUACGGUCCGCUUUGUUUGGGAGCCAAUUGGGAUCCGAUUGGUUUUUUUCGGGGUUUUUUCUGUUAAAGGCGAACGUCAUUGGUCAAGAUGUGUGGCUGCAUCUGUGUCCACACUCAGCAGGGGGCCAUAGAGGGGCGGGGUUAAACACUGGUGCUCUUAGAGCCGAUUCAGUCGUGAGAAAUUUGCAUGAAGAGAUUUAACCUAUUUUGACCUCAUUUGUCUAUUGAGAUUGGUCUUUCUGUAUUAUAUAUUUUUGUAGCUGUUCAUUGAGGUUUAAAUAAAUCCUUUUAAAUAAGAAA
Dunckerocampus dactyliophorus (ringed pipefish) is the source of this 3450-nucleotide messenger RNA. RefSeq names its product Rho GTPase activating protein 36 (gene arhgap36). The transcript has 13 exons. The record is from RefSeq and is a predicted model, not a curated record. The coding region runs from base 621 to 2564 and encodes 647 amino acids. Gene Ontology annotation, biological process: signal transduction. NCBI's taxonomy places the organism in Eukaryota, Metazoa, Chordata, Actinopteri, Syngnathiformes, Syngnathidae.